AUGAAGACACGAUUCUCCACACUAGACAUCACUGUUGUGUGCCAUGAGUUGAGACAAUCACUCUAUGGCAUGAGAGUGCAUCAGAUCUAUUGCGUGGACAACAAGACAUAUCUGAUACGAUUCCACAAAAGCGGUCAUCAGAGCGAUGGCCAGCCGAAGAGCGGCGACGAGAGCGCCAAAGAAGUGCUUCUCUUGGAAUCGGGAGUUCGUCUCCAUUCCACUCAAUACGAGUGGCCGAAGAGUGUCUCUCCCAACGGGUUUACAAUGAAACUGAGGAAACACCUGAAGAAUAAGCGCUUGGAAGCGAUCACUCAGUUGGGUGUCGACCGCAUCGUUGACCUCCAGUUCGGCUCCAAUGAGGCCGCGUAUCACGUGAUCCUUGAGCUCUACGACAGGGGAAACAUUGUCAUCACUGACUACCAGUACGUUAUUCUCAAUAUUCUUCGGCCCCGAAAGCUGGGAACCGAUGAAGACGUGAAUCUUGUCGUCAAAGAGAAGUACAGAACCGAAAGCGCGAAGACUUUGAAAGACUAUAAGCUAUUGGUUGGAAACACUCUGAAGGAUGUCUUAGACAAAGCCAAAGAUGGCGAAAACCUGAGGAAAGAGUUGAAGAAAGUGUUGAAUCCGUAUGUGUUUUAUGGCACUCACCUAAUGGAGCACUCGUUCAUCGAAAUGGGAUUAACAACAGAUCUAAAGAUAAAUAAAUCGGAUUUGGAUUUAAAUGUCAUCGAAAAGGCGUUAGAGUUGUGUCAGAAAACAAUGGAUAAUAUAAAGGAUAUAUCGAAGGGUUAUAUCAUUCAAAGGGAAGAGAAACGAAUCGGAGAACCGAACGCAUCGGUCAUCUCUUAUCUUGAAUUUCAUCCCAUUUUAUUCAAUCAAUUCAAAGACAGCAAAGACCAGAAACAGAGUUUCGUCGAAAUGGAGUCCUUCGACAAAGCGGUCGAUAUGUUCUUCUCGAGCAUUGAGGGCCAGAAAAUUGAUGCAAAAGCUCUGAAUCAGGAGAAGGAAGCGAUGAAGAAGUUGGAGAAAGUGAAGACCGACCACAAGAAGAGAAUCGAAGCACUCAAUAAACUUCAAGAAGAGGACAUCCGAAAGGCAGAGCUCAUCGAAAACAAUAACUUCUUAGUGGAGAACGCGUUGCUUGUGCUGAGGAGUGCCAUCGCUAACCAACUCUCGUGGGAAGACAUUCAGGAGAUGAUAGACAACGCGAGGGCUGAGAAUGAUUUGAUCGCCACUCGUAUAACAUCUUUAAAGUUAAACAAAAACCACUUCACUAUGAGAUUGAAUGAUCCGUACGACGAGUCGAGUGAGUCGGCGGCGCUCGUAGACAUUGACAUCGAUUUGUCUGCCUUUGCAAACGCCCGCAAGUAUUACGACAGACGAAGAAUUGCCGCCAAAAAAGAGCAAAAGACUGUCGAGAGCUCAGAGAAAGCGUUCAAAAGCGCGGAACACAAGGCUCUGAAGACUCUGAAAGAAGUGGCCGUCAAGACGAGCAUAACUAAAGCUCGCAAAGUGUUGUGGUUUGAAAAGUUUCUUUGGUUUAUUAGUUCCGAUAAUUAUAUAGUAAUUGCCGGAAGAGAUGCUCAACAGAACGAGUUGAUUGUUAAACGAUAUAUGAAAGCACACGACCUCUAUGUCCACGCAGACACUCACGGCGCCACUUCUGUGGUCAUCAAGAAUAGCAAUCCUCUGCUACCCAUCCCACCGAAGACUCUCAACGAAGCGGGAGAGGCGGCCAUCUGUUACAGCGCCGCCUGGGAGGCCAAGACCAUCGUCAGUGCCUUUUGGGUUCACCCAAACCAAGUGUCCAAAACUGCGCCCUCAGGCGAGUACUUGACUGUCGGCUCGUUUAUGAUUAGAGGAAAGAAGAAUUACUUACCUCUCAGUCAACUCGUUAUGGGCUUUGGGUUUGUGUUUAAAUUGGAUGACGAGAGCACUGAAAGGCAUCGGAUUGAGAGGAAAAGAGCCAUUUCUAUAGAUAUGGAGUCCGUUUCGACUGCUAAUCAAAGUGAGUCCCAUAUGGAAGAGGAUGUUGUGAUGAGUGAAAGUGAAUCCGAGAACGAAGACACGGCUUUUCCCGACACUAAACCCAAACUCGAUCUACAAAUUAAAGAGGAAACCAAUGAAGUGGCCGUUGAUUCCAAUGAUGACAACGAAACACAAACUAUCGUUAAGUCAAAGGAGCCGCGAAUUAAGCAAACGAAGCAUAAGAUUAAACACAAUAAAAAAUCGCAAAAAGAAGAGAAAAGUGAGAAACAAGUGUUGAAUGUUAGCGACAAAAAACAACAACAACUAAAACGCGGGCAGAAAUCGAAACUCAAGAAAAUAAAAGAGAAAUACAAGGAUCAGGACGAAGAGGAAAGGAAGCUCCGAAUGGCAAUACUCGGACACUUGACCGCUAACGAUGACAAACAAGUGGACAAAAGGGAUGAGAAGGAGACUGAAAAUGAGAUAACAAGUGAUAAUCCGAACCAUAAGAAUGAGAUAAAAGACUUAUCAGAGAAGUUGACUAAACAUCACAUUCAGAGCAAACCCGAAGAAAACCUGAUUGAGAAUAACGACGAACUGGAAGAGGAUGAAGAGGAAGAGGCAGAAGCGACUGUCGGACAAUCGGAUGACGUGAAGAUCAUCGACACAUUGACUGGCGUUCCCCUCAGUGAAGACAAUCUGAUGUAUGCGAUACCAGUUUGUGGUCCAUAUUCUGCUAUUAAUGGCUAUAAAUAUAAAGUAAAAGUAAUGCCCGGAAGCAGUAAACGUGGAAAAGCAGCGAAAACUGCUCUCCAGUUGUUUUUAAGGGACAAAACAGCCUCUCAAAGGGAAAGGGAUUUGUUAAAAGUUGUUAAAGAUCUCGAUAUCUCUAAGAAUAUUCCGGCAAAAGUCAAAAUAACUGCUUUGAACCUGAGUUCAGUUAAGGGCAAGAAGUGA
Molecule: messenger RNA, 2925 nt
Organism: Oppiella nova
Lineage: Eukaryota; Metazoa; Arthropoda; Arachnida; Sarcoptiformes; Oppiidae
Source: the annotation of a GenBank genome assembly